Messenger RNA from Homarus americanus (American lobster), 2188 nucleotides. RefSeq lists its product as uncharacterized. Gene Ontology annotation, cellular component: extracellular region. The transcript is spliced from 5 exons. Gene Ontology annotation, molecular function: chitin binding. Lineage: Eukaryota; Metazoa; Arthropoda; Malacostraca; Decapoda; Nephropidae. Bases 235 to 1119 code for a protein of 294 amino acids. The record is from RefSeq and is a predicted model, not a curated record.
UGCCCCACCUCCGCCUUCGUCAGGUAGCUCUUAAUGGUAUAGUACUACCACCUGCCCUGUGUGUGUGUGUGUCAGUCAGUCUCUCUAUCUCUCCUGACGGUGCUGACAUCACCUGGCAAGAAUCUCUGACAUCACGCGCUCGAUCUGACAAGUUGAGGCCAUUUGUUAACGGAGAAACAUCAUUAAGAUUUGUUGUGACCUGUGACCCCAACCUGACCUGACCUUACCUCCGUCAUGAAGCUGGCUCUUAUCCUAUUGGCUGUGGUGUGUGGCGCCCUAGCAGCUAAAAUCCCCAGAAGAAAAGGCUCACCACUGUACCGCUAUGGCUCUGAUGACGUGGCUUACUCAGUCCCUGUGAAAAUGACUUACCAGGAAGCCCUUAAAGCCCAAGCCAAUCAUGGAAUCAACAUCCCCUUGGUAUAUGAGGAUGAUAAUGCCCCAGUAUCACCAAGCCAGUACGCACACAAUGCCCCAGUAUCACCAAGCCAGUACGCACACAAUGCCCCACAAGACACGAGGAUCAGUCAGAAUCAAUAUCAACAUCAGCUAUCAAGUAUACCUUCACAGCAGGGAUCACCACUCAUCUCCCUAAGGGCUAGUAGACCUGAGGAGGACAACGAGCCCUUAGUUAGCUCUCCCUAUAGCAAUGCCCUUAGCGACAGCAAUCUAGAACAUGUCCUACGUAAUGCCCCGUCAGGUGCCCAGCUCUAUAGGGCCGCCUUGGUCUCAAUACCAGAAGGUCCUAUUCAUAACAAACUCAUCUCAAAUUAUACUAAGAUCAGACCCGUUGUUAAGGAUACGUUCAGCUGUGUAGACAUGGAGUAUGGCUACUAUGCUGAUGUGGAUAAUGAGUGUCAACUGUACCACUUGUGUGUUCCUCUUCGAAAAAUCUACGGUACCGAUAUUGUACCUGACCUCAUCUUCCAUUAUUCGUUUAUCUGCCCCAACUUGACGGUGUUCAUGCAGGACUCCAUGACGUGCGGUUGGCCCUCAGAAGCUAUGCCCUGUGAAGACUCCCCGUCUUUGUAUAUGCUGACACGUAACUUUUUCCGUAAAAUUCUCGGUGAAGACGGGGAGCUUAGGUAUGCCCAAGUUAACUCCCCUCUACCUUCCCAGUAAUAUGCCCGAGUGACGAAGGGCAUGGGCAUGGCGUGUGGAUGUAGAGAGAGGAGGAGGAGGAAGAGGAAGAGGAAGAGGAGGAGGAGGAGGAAGAAGAAGAGGAGGAGGAAGGAAAGUUUAAAGGGUCAUUUUAGGAGUGUGUUUCUACGAGCUAUUUGAAGAUAUUUUAGGGCAUUUAAAGAUAUUUGGAGACAUUUUAGGGCAUUUUAGGGCAUUUGAUGAUAUUUUGGAGAUAUUUGGGGGUAUUUGAAGAUAUAUGGGGACAUUUUAAGGGAUUUGAUGAUAUUUUUGGUCCAUUUAAGUCAUUCUGGGAUAUUUGAAGACCAUUUUAAGUCAAUUAAGGGUAUGAGAUGACCGUUUUAAGUCAUUUUAGGAGAUUUGGGUCAUUUAAAGACCUUGACUGAUGCAAGGGAAUAUAUUUUAGGAUAAUGGUGCUUCAUGGGUAUAUUGGUGGGCACUGGUGGGCACUGGUGGGCACAGGUGGGCACAAGAAUGUAUAAUUAUGCUAGUACCCUUUAUAUUAAUGCCAUAUUCUUCCAUUACUGAUUUUCUAAGUGUUUAUGUUGACAAAUGAAUUAGAUUGACUGUCCUCCUGGUGGUGAGAUUCUGAACUACUGUACUGGUGUGUCCUCCUGGUGGUGAGAUUCUGAACUACUGGUGUGUCCUCCUGGUGGUGAGAUUCUGAACUACUGGUGUGUCCUCCUGGUGGUGAGAUUCAGACUACUGUACUGGUGUGUCCUCCUGGUGGUGAGAUUCUGAACUACUGGUGUGUCCUCCUGGUGGUGAGAUUCUGAACUACUGGUGUGUCCUCCUGGUGGUGAGAUUCUGAACUACUGGUGUGUCCUCCUGGUGGUGAGAUUCUGAACUACUGUACUGGUGUGUCCUCCUGGUGGUGAGAUUCUGAACUAGACAGAGACACUCAAACUUCAUUUCUUAACCUAUCUCUCAUCUGCUCCUCACUGAGAAUUCUCUAACUGAUAUUAUAUAGAAUAAUUGUCUCUCUGCUGUAAUAUGAGAGAUAUUCCCUGGAAAUAAAUGUCUAAAAUAUAAAAUAAAUCUUUUUCUGAAC